AUGGCAGGACAAACAAGCGGGGAUUUCUCAGGGAUCUCCGUCGGAAGCAACGACUUCAUCGCCAUCAAGCUCGACGCAGAAGGAAAUGAGCUGUGGACAUGGCAGGAUGGUACUAGUGGGGGGGACUUCGUGGAAGCUGCUGCGGCGACAGGGGACGGGUCUAUCGUGCUGGCUGGAUAUACUUGUGGGGAGUGGAGUGGGGAGUUGGCGGGCGAUACUUGUGACUUCGCCGCGGUGAAGAUCGAUGCCAACGGAACGGAAGUUUGGAGGUGGCAGGGCGGUUACGCGGUCCAGUACAACGGAAUGCAUGCGGUGGCCGUGCAAGAAGAUGGGACUGUUCUCCUCACCGGGCGUAGUGGAGAUUACAACGCUGUCGCGGUUAGUGGCGUCGGGGCUUCCGAAAUUGCAGCGGUGAUGCUAGGGGUUGACGGAGAAGAGGUCUGGCGCUGGAAGCAGGCCAGCUCUCCAGACGUCUUCCAAGUCCGGGGGAUGGCGGCAGGCUCAAACGGGAGGAUGCUAAUGGUCGGGAACACCAAUGGAUCGUGGAUAGGCGAUCCCAAUCUUGGCAGCGAAGAUUUCUUGCUUGUCAUGUUCAACACCACCAGCCUCACCACCUCGACAACCCCAACGGUGUCACCAACUGUCGCACGGAGUCCCGCGCCAGCUUUACAGGUUAUCCUACCUUCUACUACGCCUACCACACUACCUAUCCCUACAUCGGCACCAUCACCGGGUAGUUCCUCCACAGCGGCGCCAUCAGCCGGCAGUUCCUCCAUGGUGGCACCGUCAGCCGGCAGUUCCUCGACACUCGCACCGUCAUCUGGGAAUUCCUCGACAGUUGACCCUUUAGGCACUUCCCCGGGAGGUGAAUCAGCAUCGGGCACUGCGCCAGUCGUAGCUGGGGUGGUUUCCGCGAUUGCCGCUGCUGCUCUCAUUACGCUUGGUGUUUGGUACAAGAGGCGGCAAGCAGCGAAAAACAUGGGGAGUGGCCGGUUGGUCCCACCUCCCGGCGACGAUGAUGGCCUCGAACAUGGUCGUGAAUACAAUCGCCAGCAAGGCGUUGAGCCGGCUGCAUCGGCCGUUGUUUAUUCAGACAACAACCAGCCUCCGCACCCACACAAGCCGGUAGAGGUUGUGACGGCCGGCAAAGCACCCUCGGGGUCUGUAUCGUCCAGCACCGAACAGUCCACACGAAUGCCGGAAGGGCCAGGUGUUAGGUUUCCAGGCGUGGGUACGAAAGACGUUUUAGCACAGCAGUCCUUGACUACUGCCGGUUCCACAGCUGUUGUCUCAACGUCUGAGCGGGCUGAACUAGCCGGCAUCAGCACUGAAAACACAGGACGUUUUGCCGACGAACCUAUGCCAGCCUCGGGCGAGCGAGAGGCCUCUUCCACGGCUGGCCGCCGAGGAUCGUUCGGUGAUGUCGGCGUUGGCCAAGCUGUGAUGGUAGCAGCUCAAGAGCUGGCUCACAGGUGUCAAGUUCCUGGCGUCAGCGAGGCAGUAACACUGGUUUCCAUUCUGGUUAACCUCGUGAAGGAUAGCCGCGACGACAGCAGCGGGGGUGACUCGAGACUCAGACAGUGCCGCUCGAUUGUCAUGGUGCUGAACCGGGCCGACAAGGUCGCUGGCAACGGCGAAAAUACGACCGGGAAGGUGGCCCGUACGUUAAUCGACGACGUGCACGAGGCAAUCUUCGACCUCGUGGAGCUCAUCAAAACGUACCAAAGCAAGAACAAGCUUUCGAAAGUGCUAAUGUCGACCCUCUUCAAGCGGCGCCAGGACGAGCUUGAUGCGGUCGUUGACAGGGCCAUCGUGCGACUGCAAUUGGGUCUCCAGGUUCAAGUCGGACAGGAUGUCAAGGCGGGAAUGGACCUCUACAAGGGUUCCAUUGCAGAGGUUCAGUCAGAGUCUCUGGCGGACGCUCGUAGCACACGGCGUCGGCGCAAGCUGGACCAAGUCGAAAUCCCCGAGGAACAUGUGACCAUCACAAACGAAGUACUUGGGAGGGGUGGCUUUGGCGAGGUGUACCUCGCCGACUACAACGGUCGUAACGCCGCCGCUAAGGUGCUGCUUAUCGCCCGCGACCUAGGGACGUUAAGUGAAAACGAUGCCCUUGAGUCCCCACUGGCAGGCCGGUCGAACACCACAAAGCGAGAAGACAGUCAACGGAGGGCCUUCCUGCGCGAGCUCGAUGCCAUGAUUCGUCUGAGGAGCCCUCACACGGUCAACGUCUACGGAGCGGUCACGUCUCUGCCGGACCGCAUGGUUCUCGUGAUGGAACUGCUCUCGGGCGGUGACCUCCGAACGCUAUUGAGGAAUUAUCAGCAGCCCCUUCCCGAGGAGCAAUCCAGGCGCAUCAUCGGGGACAUCUGCGCGGGAAUGGCCUUCCUUCACAGCAAGGACACAGUUCACGGCGAUCUCAAGUCGGCCAACGUACUCCUCGAUGGGUCUGGACGGGCGAAGAUUGGAGAUUUUGGUACCUCCAGAUGGUCGCAGCACACAAACUCAACCGGCCUGGCUACCUAUACCACCAGAUCCAGUCCGGGCACCCAGAUGAGCCUCGCCUGGAGCGCCCCGGAGGUGCUCGAAUCUGGCGGUAGCACCCGCGCCAGCGAUGUCUACAGCUUCGGCAUCGUUGUGUGGGAAGUGGUGUCAGGCGAACUUCCUUGGGCAAACAAGAGCCGCCCUCGGGAAAUACUGUCCGCGGUGUUGAUGGGAGUGCGGCCUUCGUUCAAUGACAUUGCCCCCACCGACAUGGUGGAAAUCGCGAAGGCUUGCUGGGAAGGGGAACCCGACGCGCGGACCACCUUCGAUGCCGUCAUGGAGGGCAUGAUGUCAAAGGGCCGUCAUCAGUAG
Ectocarpus siliculosus is the source of this 2856-nucleotide messenger RNA. The record is from the annotation of a GenBank genome assembly. Lineage: Eukaryota; Phaeophyceae; Ectocarpales; Ectocarpaceae.